GAAAAGGGAAAAAGAAAUAGAUUAAAAAAAGGAAAAACGAAAUCGAUAUUGGAGUUUUAUCUUUUUUAGAAUCCAUUUUGGAGUUUUUACUCACCCCGCACUCUCGUCUCUCACAAACUCAGAACUCUUCUAUUCAGCGUUAUAGAGUAUCGACCGUGCUAACCCGACCCGAAAAAUGCCACCCAAGUCGGAAAACCCGGUUCAACACACUUCAUCCUUCACCGCGACCGACUCAUCCUCCGCCGGAUCAAUGGAUCCGAUCUUCCACGCCAUUCGGAUUCUUCCAUUCAGCUUCCUCCGUCCACCGCGUCUCCGCUUGAAGCUUCCAUCGAUAUCACUUCCCUCAUCCAACGUCGUCUUCGCCCUCGUCCUCCUCACCUACUUCAUGGUCGUCUCCGGCAUCGUCUACGACAUCAUCGUCGAGCCUCCCGGCAUUGGUUCCACACAGGAUCCCUACACCGGCUCAGUACGACCUGUCGUUUUCAUGUCCGGCCGUGUUAACGGCCAGUAUAUCAUCGAAGGUCUCUCUUCUGGAUUCAUGUUCGUUCUCGGUGGAAUCGGUAUCAUAAUGCUGGAUCUUGCACUUGAUCGUAACCGUGAUAGAUCUGUUAAGGUUUCUUAUGCUUCUGCUGGUGUUUCGUCGAUUGUUAUUGCUUAUGUUAUGAGUAUGCUCUUCGUUCGCAUCAAGAUCCCUGCUUAUCUUAGCUGAAUUUCCUUCCGUUGUUUUUUUUUGUUGAAUUUGUAGUUUGGAUUUAUCUAAGAGUAUGAUAAUUUCUGGCUCCCAAUUAUGAUAGAUUAGGGUUGCUGAAUUGAAAUGCCUAUAGCGAAUUGAUCUGAUUUUCUUAUAUUUAUAUCCUAUAAGGUGUUUUAGUUUGUUUGA
Messenger RNA from Lathyrus oleraceus (garden pea), 880 nucleotides. RefSeq lists its product as uncharacterized. NCBI's taxonomy places the organism in Eukaryota, Viridiplantae, Streptophyta, Magnoliopsida, Fabales, Fabaceae. Bases 176 to 709 code for a protein of 177 amino acids. Gene Ontology annotation, cellular component: oligosaccharyltransferase complex. The record is from RefSeq and is a predicted model, not a curated record. The transcript has a single exon.